AUGGCAGAAGUCACGAACACGGGCGAGAAGUCCGCCGAGUUCAGCGCUGAGAUCGCCCAGCAUGAUUCUCACGGCGAAAUUGCCCGCCCUGCUGGUUGGAUGUACAAGUCGUUCGGGAUUGGCAAGCACCGCAUGUGGUACGCCUCGCCCGCUUUCCAGUUGGGCUUGGUAGCCUUCGUUUGCUUCAUGUGCCCGGGUAUGUUCAACGCAUUAUCGGGUCUCGGUGGAGGUGGUCUUAAGGAUCCGCAUGUUGCGGAUCAGAUGAACAUCGCUCUUUACAGUACCUUUGCCGUGGUUGGUAUCUUUGCCGGAACUAUUGUCAAUCGUAUUGGCGUGCGCUACGCGCUGGCUUUCGGAGGCACAGGAUACUGUCUUUAUGCAAUCAGUCUUCUCGUGCAGGUCCAUUUCAAUACGACCCCCGGUAUCCAUGGAUUCAAUGUCUUCGCCGGUGCCUGGCUCGGUCUUACCGCCGGCUGUCUGUGGACCGGACAGGGUGCGAUCAUGAUGUCUUAUCCUUUGGAAGCGCGCAAGGGCCAUUACUUUAUGUGGUUCUGGGCCAUCUUCAACAUCGGCGCUUGCAUUGGAGCUUUGAUCCCUCUCGGCCAGAACAUUCAUCAUACCACGGCAGGCAACGUCAACGACGGCACUUACAUCGCCUUCAUUGUUCUCAUGUUUUUUGGUGCAAUUCUGGGUCUUUUUGUCUGCGAUGCGGACAAAAUUAUUCGCCCCGACGGCUCCCGAGUCAUCGUGAUGAAGAACCCUAGCUGGAAGACCGAGCUCAUUGGUCUGUAUCAGACCAUUAGAACGGAGCCGAUGGUCAUCCUCCUUUUCCCCAUGUUCUGGUCCUCGAACUGGUUUUACACCUACCAGCAGAACGCCGUCAACGCCGCUUACUUCAAUGUCCGGACCCGUGCCCUCAACAACUUUCUGUACUGGUUUGCCCAGAUUGUCGCUGCCGUUAUCAUCGGUCCUUUGCUGGAUAUUGAACGGGUUCGCCGUAGUAUCCGUGCCAAGAUUGCAUUCGUUGUCUUGACCUCCCUCACGCUUGUGAUCUGGGGCGGUGGCUAUGCUUGGCAGAAGAGGUAUGACCGCCAGGACGUUGGCAAGGGCUCGGACUUCGUUGCUUGGGAUUGGACCCACUCUGGAUACGCGGGCCCUAUGUUCCUUUACUUCUUCUACGGCCUCUAUGAUGCUGUGUGGCAGGGAAUUGUCUACUGGAUCAUGGGUGCUCUGGGUAACUCCGGUCGCAAGCUCGCCAACUUGGCCGGUCUGUACAAGGGCUUCCAGGCCGCCGGUUCCGCCGUCAGCUGGAGCCUGGAUGACCACAACGUUUCUUACAUGACCAUAUUUGCCAGCAAUUGGGGCCUCCUGAUGGCAUCUCUGCUAUGCGCCUUUCCAUUGAUCUGGUUCCGUAUCAAGGACAGCGUCCCCAUCGAGGAGGAUCUGAAGGGCACAGACGAGACCAUCGAAGACGUCUUUGUUCCUGGUGCGCUCGAGACCAAACGCGUCGGCCCCGAGGCCAUUUAA
Molecule: messenger RNA, 1527 nt
Organism: Penicillium chermesinum
Lineage: Eukaryota; Fungi; Ascomycota; Eurotiomycetes; Eurotiales; Aspergillaceae
Product: DUF895 domain membrane protein
Exons: 4
Coding region: 1-1527 (508 amino acids)
Source: RefSeq, a predicted model, not a curated record